AUGGUGUUAAUCGAAUCGAAUACAAUAGUUGAAUUAGAACGCAUCUUUUUGCCGUAUCUGAAUAACUGGACCUUUCCAGAAAGUCAUUUAGGCAGUUUAAUACAGGUUAUACUUCCGGGAUUUCUGUCCAGUUUUUCACACAUCUGA
Brugia malayi is the source of this 147-nucleotide messenger RNA. RefSeq lists its product as uncharacterized. The transcript is spliced from 2 exons. NCBI's taxonomy places the organism in Eukaryota, Metazoa, Nematoda, Chromadorea, Rhabditida, Onchocercidae. The record is from RefSeq and is a predicted model, not a curated record. The coding region runs from base 1 to 147 and encodes 48 amino acids.